Exophiala aquamarina CBS 119918 is the source of this 531-nucleotide messenger RNA. RefSeq lists its product as uncharacterized. NCBI's taxonomy places the organism in Eukaryota, Fungi, Ascomycota, Eurotiomycetes, Chaetothyriales, Herpotrichiellaceae. The transcript has 2 exons. The record is from RefSeq and is a predicted model, not a curated record. The coding region runs from base 1 to 531 and encodes 176 amino acids.
AUGGCUCCCAAGCUGGAAUUUGCCUUCAUCAUGCGAGCAUACCUUUCGAAGGAGUCCUUCAAGCUCGACGGCAUCCUGAGCGGGCCAUCAAGACUCAUCCUUCCCAUCACGCACGGGUUUGUCCAGGGCCCUGGACUGAAGGCGGAGGUCCAGCCUGGCGGGGCUGACUGGUUGCUGUAUCAAUUAGUGCAUUGUCUGAGGCAUUCUCUCAACACACAGCUCGAUCCAUCCACCAACAUCGCACACCUGGACGUGCGUACACAAGCACGCACCUCAGAGGGCCACAGCCUGUACAUCCACUACAACGGGGUGUUGAAGCUGGAUGAUGCCGGGAAUAAAGUCUUCGCCGCGGCAGAUGAUGCGAAAACGACAAGUUACGGCGACCAUGAAUGGUUCGCGGGGCCAAAAAUAGAGACCAGCGAUCCUAACUUCAAAUGGGUUGAGACUUCUCUGUUUGUUGCUCAGGGGAGAUACAUUGUCGAUGACAGAGGCUCGGCCGUCGAGUAUCAGAUAUAUAAAGUAACUAAUUGA